Messenger RNA from Nomia melanderi (Alkali bee), 1091 nucleotides. Its product is annotated as peroxynitrite isomerase THAP4. Lineage: Eukaryota; Metazoa; Arthropoda; Insecta; Hymenoptera; Halictidae. The record is from RefSeq and is a predicted model, not a curated record.
CUGUACGCACAUUUCAAUACUCGAUGUUGAACUGUUCUUCAGGUAACAUAAAAAACUAUUGAAUGUCACUAAUAAUUGAUGUAAUACAAAUUAGUAAAUAAAAUUGCAUUAUCGUACAACUAUUAAAAUGUAUUUAUUCAUAAACCGAUAUAUGUGGUAUAAUUCACCCGAAUUUGUUAAUUACAGUCGCCAUAUUGAUAUUCAGUAGACGCGGUCUUCUUUAAAUUUAUAUAACUAUUCGGAAAAAUGUUUUUCUUUUUAUUUAUAAUAAUUCUAUUCAUUUUACUCAAUUUUGAAAAAUUUGUAUUUAUUAUUACUUUAAAAUAAAAUAUACAAAAGUACUAUAGCAAUAAAUAAGAAUAACAUAAGAAUUAGACAAAGUUCAGUGAAAAAGACAGUUUAUACGUUAUUUUUAUAGUUGGAUAUGUUUUUAUCUUUGUACAGAUAUGAAUGUAAAAUUACCAAUGCACGAGGCACUCAAACCAAUAACUUGGCUAUAUGGUACGUGGAGAACUAUAAAGCCUGGUUCUGGUAAAUUUCCAACAAUUAAGUCUUUUAAAUAUUGUGAGGAAAUGAGUUUCAAAUCAAUAGGUCAACCAAUGUUAAAUUAUACUGCAAGAAGUUGGUAUGCAGAUAGCAAGCAACCAAUACAUUAUGAAAUGGGAUUUUUGAGAAUAAUACCUGAUACAAAUAAAGUGUCUUUAUUAUUGUCACAUAAUCGUGGCAUUAUAACUAUUGAAGAAGGUGUAGUUGAAGAUGAAGUUAUUAAAUUGAAGACCACUAGCAUACAGAUACCAACAAAAGGAGCAAGGGAGCCUAAAGUCACCAAGCUACAAAGAGAAUUUAGACUUAUUGGAAGCUGUUUACAGCAUACAUUAUGCAUGGCAACUGAAGCUACACCAGAACUACAAGAACAUUUACUUGCAACUUAUGUUAAGGACUGUGAUAAUGUGACAUAAAAUAUAAAUUAUAUAUAAAUAUAAUUUGAAAAAGAUUUUAAAUCCUUAUAAAUUUAAGAUGUUUAACCAAUUUCGCUAACAACUAAUAUUUGUUGACAAUUAUUUUAAUUACUUUACAAAGAAAAAUAAAUA